CAUUCUUUCAAUUCAUUUUUACGUGAGGAAGAAUGAUCGCGGUGGUCUUAUUGGAGUUGUCGUAGUUUUUUUUUUUUAAUUAAGUGGUGCAGUGAGUGAACUAGUGUGGAUAUUAACCCGGCAAUAGAGUGAAAACACAACCAUGUUCAGCUGGUUAAAGAAGGAAGGUGAAAAAACCGAAAGCAUCGAGAAUGUCGUGGAGGGGCUCAAAAGAAUAUAUCGCACGAAGCUCCUGCCGCUGGAGCUGCACUACCAGUUCCACGACUUCCACUCCCCGCAACUGGAGGAGCCAGACUUCGACGCGAAGCCGAUGAUCCUGCUCGUGGGGCAGUACUCGACCGGCAAAACGACCUUCAUCAAAUACCUGCUCGAAAGAGACUUCCCGGGCAUCCGGAUAGGGCCGGAGCCCACCACAGACAGGUUCAUCGCGGUCAUGUUCGACGAAAAAGAGGGCAUGAUCCCCGGCAACGCUCUCGUCGUCGAUCCAAAGAAACAAUUCCGGCCUCUGAGCAAAUUCGGCAACGCCUUCCUGAACAGAUUCCAGUGCUCCACGGUGAACUCGCCGGUGCUGCGCGGCAUCUCCAUCGUGGACACGCCGGGCAUCCUGUCGGGGGAGAAGCAGCGCGUGGACCGCGGGUACGACUUCACGGGCGUGCUGGAGUGGUUCGCGGAGCGCGUGGACCGAAUCAUCCUGCUGUUCGACGCGCACAAGCUGGACAUCUCCGACGAGUUCCGGCGCAGCAUCGAGGCGCUGCGCGGCCACGACGACAAGAUCCGCAUCGUGCUCAACAAGGCCGACAUGAUUGACCACCAGCAGCUCAUGCGCGUGUACGGCGCGCUCAUGUGGUCGCUGGGCAAGGUGCUGCAGACGCCCGAGGUGGCGCGCGUCUACAUCGGCUCCUUCUGGGACCAGCCGCUGCGCUACGACGUCAACCGCCGCCUGUUCGAGGACGAGGAGCAGGACUUGUUCCGAGACAUGCAGUCGCUUCCCCGAAACGCAGCUUUGCGGAAAUUAAACGAUUUAAUAAAGAGGGCUCGGCUGGCUAAAGUGCACGCAUAUAUAGUCAGUGAAUUACGGAAAGAGAUGCCCUCCAUGUUUGGUAAAGACGGGAAAAAGAAGGAGUUGAUUAAAAACUUAGGUCAAGUGUACGACAGGAUACAAAGGGAGCAGCAGAUCUCCCCGGGUGAUUUCCCUGACAUAAAGAAAAUGCAGGAAACUUUAGCGAAUCACGACUUUACAAAGUUCCACCCCCUCAAGCCCAAGCUGCUGGAGGUGGUGGAUCACAUGCUGGCCACGGACAUCGCGCGCCUCAUGGACAUGAUCCCUCAGGAAGAUGUCAACGUUGUCACGGAGCCCCUCAUCAAAGGCGAGGAGCCGGCGCUGGAGCUGAACGGGCUGCACGCCAAGCGCGGCUUCCUGCAAGGGGGCGCGUUCGAGGGCGUAGAGGACCAAGUGUCGCCGUUCGGCUACGGGCGCGGCGAGGGCGUGGACGCGGGCCACGGCGACCCCGAGUGGAUCUGCAGCAAGGAGAAGCCGCAGUACGACUCGCUGUUCCGCUCGCUCAACCCCAUCGACGGCAAGGUCACCGGCGCCGCCGCCAAAACGGAGAUGGUGAAGUCCAAGCUGCCCAACUCCGUGCUGGGCAAGAUCUGGAAGCUGUCGGACAUCGACAAGGACGGCUUCCUGGACGAGGAGGAGUUCGCGCUGGCCAUGCACCUCAUCCGCGUCAAGAUCGACGGCCACGACCUGCCGCCCGAGCUGCCGCCGCACCUCGUGCCGCCCUCCAAGCGCAACUAGCCCGCACACCGCAACCUACUACCUGGGGAAGUAGACCCUUCUACCGCCCCCUUAGGGCCACUCGUGGACUAGCGACCGCUACAUACCUCCAACUAUCUACAGGACUACUAGCGUCUUACUGCAAGGAGUACCUCGACUGACAGCUGCAUGUCAUGCAAUUAUAGUCUGGCAAGUUCGUUGAUAACACUCAUGAUAUGCGGGCGAUGGGCGGAAAGACUGCGUCGGUGUGAAAUCGUGCAGCAUCGGGAGUUUUACGAACGAAGUUGCCAAGCUAUGCCACUGCACACCUCAACCUGUCGCCAUUCUAAGACAACUAGUGCUCAAUGACGACCAUUUCAAACCUCCAACAACUGAAGACGAGUACCGCGUCUGCAAGCUGUUCACCUCGACUGACGGCUGCACGUGACGGCCGUAUACGCAACUAGUGCGUAAAAGCGACCAUUGCACUACUAGCGAGCUGUGUUUGGAACACGGCGGGUGCAAAAGAGGAUAAGUUGCUAACAAAGUACUGUGAGCUUUGUCCUGAUAUCCUAGGCGUUAACUCAGAUGUACCACUUUACAACUACAAUAAAGCGUGUUAUACAAGACGACGAAAAAAAACGACCGACUGAACGCUUCUAAUGUAACUUAUUCUAAUUAUUAUGAUAAUUUUGUCAAAAGUUUAUUAGGAUUUUCAUCCAUUAAACACAAUGUGUGAAAUUCAUUUCUAGUUUCUGAUCUACUAUCAAAUGGAACUCAUUUUUCAAUAUUGAAUAGAGGCCGAUGGGAUUCUUUAUUAAAUGAAGUAAAUGAUUACAGUAAAACGGAUUCACGGAAUAAGUUUGGUAAUGAAUAUUUUCGAGUUUUGAGUUGUUCAUUUUGAGUUUAGUUUGCACACGACGCUUGCUUUGUCCUGUGCGGUGGCGAGCAGCACUGUUCCGGGGCAUCAGUGACCCAGCAUGCGAUUACGACAUCUCCCGUCACGAGGGAGACUAAUGUCGACCAAUAGCGGCGAGGUCGAAAAUAGAUUGCAAUUCCAUUGCAACAACAGAGCGAUUUUUCGAUCGUUUUCGAUUUCGUCGUUAUUGUAUUGGUCGAAUAUGUCACGAGAUAUCCCUAGUCCUACUGAUUACUACUCGAUGCAUACAAAUGUGUGAUUCGAUUACAACAUCUUGUAAAACGAUUAAAGUAAAUCCUCUCUGUGCUGUUCCACAGAUGUCUAUGAAAUUAAUUGGUUCUGUGUAAUUAAUGGAUAUAAUAAAAGCUAUCUAACUACAUAUUUAAUUGAAUGGUCUAUGGAUGCGAAGACUUGUCUGUCGAGGAACUGUCAACCGAGGUUCGAACUGUAUCUGUGAAAGUUAUACCAUUCUACAGAAGGUUAGGCUUUAACCACAUAAGACCAAUUUCAUUCCAAAAUUUUAAAAAUAAUAGAGUUGUACAUACAAAUAACACUUCAAUUUGAACUAAUUGUUUAGCCUUUAAACAAUGCUUAUGUUGGCACUGCAAGUGUGGUUAGACCUUAUUUGUUGAACAAAUCUAACUUUAGUUGUUCAUUUGCAAUACAAAUUCAUAAUAAAAUUGUGCAAUAACCGUCGCUUCAUGUAACACGAGCAGUGGCGUGCCCCGAACAAUCAUUACAAACUAGUAUUGGAGAAACGAUUUUACAUUUUGUACAAUUUAUACGCAGCUAUAGUGCCUGCCCCUGUUCAAAGUUCUGUGCACGCCACUGAUGCCGAGCGAACCUAACGUUCGGCCCAAAUUGUAUUACAAUACUAAUUAAUUAUAAAUUGUUCUUAUGAAUCGUUCAAUAGAGUUAUAUUUUUGGUAAUUGUAAUGUUAAAUUGUUGCUAUGUUUCUAAUGUUUAGCUUUACCGCCCCGCGCCGGGGGGACCACGGCUGUACUGACUCGUACUUUCACUGUAAUACGAAACAAUAUAUAUAUAUAGUUCAAGUAGACAGAGGGCCUGUGAUAGCUAGACAUGCUUUAUUCUAAGAAAGAUGAAACUUUGUCAGCCCACACUUCUACCGAAGGUAAAUGCGGUAGCAAACUAAAAUUUGGACCUACGUAGCUUUUGACGGCCUCCGUAGCGUAGGCACGGUGGAUUUACAAAACGGCGGUCCUGGGUUCGAUCCCCGGCUGGACUGAUUGAGAUUUUCUUAUUUGGUCCAGGUCUGGGUGGUGGGAGGUUCUGCAUAAAGUGUGGUAUAUCAGGCCAUCGCAGGCCACCUCUGUUAGACAGAGUGAUACAGUUGUAUAGCGACGAGCUCCCUGCGGUGCGGCUGCGAGUUAAUUUAUUGCUUAGGCGAGACUCGUUGGUGCUUCGGAAGUGUGAGCGAGCCCUGACGCGGCGACGCGACUUGUAAGUGACCUUAGCCAUGUGGCACGUUGAUUCUCUUUCUCCAAACGCUAACGCUUCCAAAACUAACAAAAUGGAGGUAUGGGAAUGACAGAUCAGUGUGCCUAGUGGGAGUUUUCAAUAUUUUCAUACUGUUAACGUAAACGCGAAUUUAUAUGGAAUUUAAACAGUUGUGCCACUAGAUGGCGCUGUUUCAAUUCCUUAGAAAUUCGGCUUAACGUUAACGCAUCGUCACAGUAUCGAACUGUCACUAGACCCUCCGACGGCAACUUGAUCACGUGACCUGUCGAUAGCAAGUGUCAUUCCCAUACAUUUUUCUAGUUUUCGAAGCGUUAGCGAUCGUAGAAAGAGAAUCGACGUGCCACAUGGCUACAGGCCCAAGGUUUGAUAAUAAGCGUAGCCGACCAGUCGCCAUUUUAAUAUAUUUUUUUAAAUGUAAUUAAAGUGGUAUCAUUGUUAGGUUGAUCCUACUUGAUAGUUCUAAACUUAUCAUGGUUGUCGUCAUAUUUGUUGAUGUGUCUAAAUGUGACUCGGCACCUUAUUUACACAAUGCUUCAAUGGUGUCUGGGAAUGGGAGCAAAGAUAUAAUUGUCGUCGCAUUAUAUGUUGUGGUCCUAGGUAAAAAUCAAUAUUUUUAUUAUAAUUUAAUACAUGAAUGACUUCAGUAUGUAUAUUAGCGCGUCAGGGCUCGAGACGUAUUUUAUAAAACAAUACUUAUUAUUACUCGUCACUAAAAUAUAUUUUAUAAGUAUAUUUUGUUUAAAUUUAAUUAUAAUUAUUUUCAUAUCAAUCUAUUUUAGUUUAGAUAAAUUACGCUAUGUGUGUAUUCACGGACAUUUUUCAUUUUUCUAACCAACAUGUAUGUUGUUCCUAUUAGAUGAUUUUACAUUAAAUUAACAGAAUGUUGUAUUUACUGCAGGAUGGAAAAAGCUUAUUUAUUUAGUGCUCUAUAUUUUAUUUUUUAUCUUCAUUUUGUGUUGUUUGUGAUACGUUUCAAUACAGAACUGUAUCUUCUGUAGGUUAUAAUUUACUAUUAGCUAAUUUUUUGUAAUUCAAGUUUUAAAUACCAAUAUUAAUAUUGUAAACAAAGUUCUUUAGUAAUGAUGUCAUCCCAAGAUAUUGUAUUACAUAUGAAGGUCAGAUCACUGGUCGGCAAUAUAAUUUUCAAUACUAUCCCUAAGUACUUAGUUGCUUGUCUCUAUGUAAACGGCUGGUGUAUGAAAACUUUUGAUAUUUAAUUCAGUUGGUCAUCGACUACAGUAGGUACAGUUGUUAUCAUCAAAGACGUGUCGCUAUUUACAGUCCUUUUCAUGAAAGAAGUCCCCCAGAUGCGGCGCUAAUGUCAUUUGGUAAUGGCCGUCUUAAUGUGAUUUGUGUAAGACGCUGUCAAAUUUAGUUCAGCUUUUAGCCGCGCGACUUCUUUCAUGAAAAAGACUACAUCAAUUAUUUGUAGCUGACAUCUCAACAAAUAAUGUGCUGUGUGUUUGUGUGAAUAAUAGAUGCAAUUUUAGUCACUUUUCAGCUUAAACAGAGAAAUAAAUAAACGAUUGGUUUGCUGUUGUAAAUCAAAAUAUAUUUCGAUGGUCUCAACACAACACCGAAGCAUUAUUUCACUUUAUGCUUGUGUUGAGCUAAUUGCAACUAAUUGUAGUGUAGUUUCUGCAGCUCACAAUACUUUAUAAUUGAUUUAUUUUUUUGGUGAAGAUACGAUGUAUGUUUUUCAUCUGUCUAAUUACUUCUCUGUCUAUUCAGUGUGUUACACUUUAUUUUAAUAGACACACACAGACACACAGUGUGUUAUUGUAUUGAGGAUGAGGUACAAAUAAUGUAAAUAUUAGAAUACGACUUUGGUGAUAACCUGUGAAGUCUGCUUAUUUUGUCUAUUUUAGAGCAUUUAUUAAAGGCAACAAAGUGCCUUGCUCCGAGUUGUAAGCUUUUCUAUAUCGAGAACAUUGCCUUCAUUCACUUACUUACCUUUAACUUAUAAUUAGGAUACAAGAGAUGCAAUCUGUGACGUCUGAAACUAUAGAUAUAAUUUAUUAUAUUAUGUAUCUUCAAAACCUUUUCAAUCUAAACUUUUUUUUUAUAAAAUUGACCAAGUUAAUAUCUCUUUACUAAGUCCGCGUGUACCUACUUCAGUUUUUCACAAAUUCCGCGGGCUUUUAUCGGGAUAUUGUGUAGACACGUUUUAGGAAAUUUAAUAACACGUGUCUUAAACGGUGAAGGAAAAACAUUGUGAGGAAACCUGAAUACCUGAGAAUCUUCAUAAUUCUCUACGUGUGUGAAGUCUGCCAAUCCGCAUUGGGCCAGCGUGGUGGACUAUUGGCCCUCUCAUUCUGAGAGCAGACUCGUGCUCAACAGUGAGCCGAAUAUGGGUUGUUAAUGAUGAUGUGUUAAUCCAGGGUAUAAUGUAUUUCCAUUCCACCAUCAAAUCCAAUCAGUAGUUGUUGAGUGAAAGAUAUAAACAUCCAUACAUACCUUCGCGUUUUUAAUAUUAGUGGGAUAUAGUAUGACGUCACAAGACUGCUUGCACGAGUUGCAUUAUGUAUGUCAGGGAAUAACCGGGCGCUUUAUCUUGUAUUUGGAUAUUUGGAUAUACGUACAGUGUGGGCGCACCCGACGCUCUGUGGGAGGUAUAUUUGUAAAUAUGGAGAUUUUGAUGUGAUUUCAAAUGUUUUGGAAUGUAUUUUACGGCGUCGCAUUGAGCAGCGCGUGCCUUCAGCGCUGCGCUUGCGUCGUGUGUCGCACCGUGCGCUGCGCGUGCUGCGUGCGUCGUGCGUUGCUGAAUGCGACGCGCAAUGUUUUUACAUUUGCUACUGUGUGUACAUAAAUAAAUAAAUAAUUAUAUGUAAAUGUAUUUAUCAAAUUAUACACAGAGUGUAAUAAAUAGUUAAGAAAAAAGCCGAUUGUGUUUUAAUACGAGUAUGACAUUUUCUUUUUUCUUGGUUUAAAAAACUUUUACGUAUGGAAUUAAUUCUACUUUAAUAGUUUCAAUUGUACCUACGAUUUAAGCAGUUGUCUAAAUAAUUAACCUAUAUUCAAAUGUUUCUACAAAGCCUGGAGCUUAAACUUUAGAUCCAUCAGUCGUCACACUGUUUUCAAUGUGGGAUGGCUUGGGGCGAUAAGGUUAGGCUCUGUAGCAAUCGCUAUCUCCUUAAUAAUGACAAUGGAAAGAACUGGUUCAAAGUGCUCUCCAAGGCAUGGGGAGAGUAAUUUGGUAAGAUCCUAGUAGCUUUGAUGUAUGGCUGCAUCUACUUAUCUCAGCAGGCUAUACACAUGCGCAUUUUGGCGUGUUACAACUUCAGAGCGGACUAGAAGUUUGAAACAGCUAAUAGGGAUUUUAUAAAAGAGUACCUACAAGAAAACAAAAUAACUAUUUUAAUGUAAUUUAUUACUUAUUAAUUCCAAUAUAUUUGUUUUAUAUUAUCAGUUAAAAGGAAUAACACUUCGUUUACCCUUGAAUUUAAAAUGCUUUGAUAUAUUUUAUUCUUAUAUAUUGCAUCUAGACAGUCCCUGUUAAUCCUUAUUUAUUUUUACAAUUUCUCCUACCAGUCGCCUCAUCAGACUAUAACAUAUAAAAAAUACAGAACUAAAUAAAACUGUACUUAUAAAACCAACACUGGUACAUAAUUUCCCAUUUCCGAGACAGACUGAACUUUCCCUGCAUCAGUCAAUUGCCCUACAACACAAGGUGUCAGUGAAGAAUAAAAUUUUAACAGUACAAUAUUAAGUAUAAUACAAUUAAUGUACCUAGUAUAAAAUAUAAAAAAAACUACAGAACAAUGAA
Messenger RNA from Bicyclus anynana (squinting bush brown), 7921 nucleotides. It is a transcript of the gene Past1, whose product is annotated as EH domain-containing protein 1. The record is from RefSeq and is a predicted model, not a curated record. Gene Ontology annotation, cellular component: plasma membrane; cytoplasm; clathrin-coated pit. Gene Ontology annotation, molecular function: calcium ion binding; protein binding; molecular adaptor activity. Bases 143 to 1798 code for a protein of 551 amino acids. Gene Ontology annotation, biological process: clathrin-dependent synaptic vesicle endocytosis; endosomal transport. The transcript has 4 exons. NCBI's taxonomy places the organism in Eukaryota, Metazoa, Arthropoda, Insecta, Lepidoptera, Nymphalidae.